GUAGGUUGGUAGUCAGGGAUCCCCUCGAGCCCCCCCUUCACCACGGCCUAUAAGUGGCAUUCGAAGGCUUUCGAGAAUCUGUUCCAAAUGCCUUCCAUAUUAGUACAAGCCUGCGAAUCCCAAAUACCAAGACCCCCGGCCAUCGCCACCGCGCAGCUACAGGCAGAGAGACAAGACACCCGGCCGGAUCAGGCAGCACCGCAGCAUGGGAGCCGAGAAGAAGCCGAACCCCAGGGACCGGGACCAGACGGCCAAGGGGGCACCAGAGACGCAGCAGACCCCCCAGGAGAACAAGGCCGAAGCCAAAAAGAAGAAAAAAAAGGAUGAAAAGCCGGGGCGGACGAACGACUUGCAGACGUGCUGCGGCUGCCGCUUCCCGUUCCUGGUGGCCUUACUCCAGCUGAGCCUCGGCGUGUCAGUCACCGUGGUGGCGAUCAUUAUGGCGGCGCACUGCCCCUCACUGUUAGUCAGAGACACCCCGCUCUGGGCCGGCAUCAUUGUCAGUGUGGUGGCCAUCUUGGGCUUGAUCUUGCUCUGCCUCCCCUAUCAGCCCGAUGAGAAGACGUCUGGACAAUUUGCCUUGAAGCUACUCUAUUUCCUGCUCAGCGCCCUCAGCGCAAUCAUCUGCGUCUUGGCCGUGGCCUUCGCGGCUCACCAUUACAACCAGAUCACCAAGUACACCUGCAAGAUGGGGGAGGACUCGUGUCACUGCACCUUGGACCCGACGGACCCGCUGAGCCGAACCUUCCUCUACCAGAAAGUGGCCGACUGCGACACGGUCACCACCACCAUCAAGCUCUUCGUGCUCCUGCAGAUGGCUCUGAACCUGCUGCUCGCCCUGGCCUGCCUGGCGGCCUGCUUCAUCAUGUGGAAGCACCGCUAUCAGGUCUUCUAUGCGGGCCUGUGGCGCCAAGGGUCAGCGGCCAAAGACACGCCCCAACAGAAAGUAUAGUGGUCACAAUGAUGAUGGAACUUACCAUAGUGCUGACUAUAUUCCAAUACACCAAGGCGCCCCCCACUUACUCUGCUUUUCUGGACCCCUUCAGAGGUCUAACAUGCCUCCAAAACCCGUCUGUACCCUGCCUUUCCAGCCCGUGGAUUUUCACCGGGGCCUUACUUGACUAUAUUGGUCUAUCCAGCAUACUGAGACCAUGAAUGUAGCCAGGAUUUCCUAUGACAAAAACUUUAUUUUUGUGAACUUACCCUUUAAAAAAUGGGGGUGGGGGGGAUUAAAAAAAAUGUAUCCAUCCUCCCAUUUCUUCAGAAUAUGUGGUCCUGAAGAAAUAGGGAGAAAUGAUUUGCAAUUGGGAACCCUGUGUGACACCUGGGGGAGCUAUGAUGGCAAAGAUGUUGGUUGUCAUCCAGCUUUCCCAGCUAUGAGAUGUACGGAGGCGUCUGGUCCUUUAAAGGGGUACUCCGCCAAAAAACAUGGUUAUCCCCUAUCUGACAAAUAGGGGAUAUGAUGUCUGAUGGCGGGGGGACCCUGCAAUCUCCGGCGCCGCACGCUGGUCAUCCGUGCAAUGAGCGGACUCCGCUCCGUGCCAGAUGACUGGUGACUGCAACCGCCACGCCUCCUCCAUUCAUGUCUAUGGGAGGAGGCGUGACAGCUACGUUGUAGCUGUCACGCCUCCUCCCAUAGACAUGAAUGGAGGGGGCGUGUUGUGAUGUCUCAAACACGGAAGCUCCAAGAUUCCGUGUUUCAGACGCCACUGCUGCCAGCCCAGAGAUAAUGGGGGUCCCCAGUGGCGCGAUCAGACAUCUUAUCCCCUACCCUUUGGAUAGGGGAUAAGAUGUUUUUCAGUGGAGUACCCCUUUAAGAUAUUGUGAGUUACUUAGGGGUUUCACAUGAGGUACCUCCUUUAUCAGUUAAAGUACAAAAAAAUUGCCCCUCUCUCUUUCUGGAGGACCAGACAUGUAUAGACAUUAAACAAACAACCCAUUGGUUUUAAUGGCCAAGGUGUAAUGCCUCAUUCGGCCUGCGGGGUUGCUGAAGAGAAAUUGAACACUUACCACCAAGUCGAUCCCCAGAUCAAGGCUGUUUUUUGGUAAUUGUUAGAAGUAUACGGCCUCUUUUAAUAAGGACAUUUAGUGUUAUUUUAAACAAUAUUUGAGGGCAUGGUCUGGUACCAAAGGGCUAAGAAGGAUUUUACUGGAAAUUUACGUCACGUCUUGUUCUCUAUUCACAGACAAAGCUGCAUUCAAAGUUCUACAGUUUUCGGCUCACAGGUCUCUGUUGGCCCUUGCUGGUCCAAGUGUUCCUACAGGUUAUGUUCUGCUGUGGUGCAUUGUGGGAGAUGUAGUGUUUCCAUCAUACUCUCUACAAAAGCCUAGUGAAAAUACUUCUCCCACAAUGCAAUGCAGGAGGUGUGCCAACAGGAUUGUGAAUGCAGCUUUGGAAGUGACUAGAGGAUGACAGCUCACAGCAGCACAGAGGAAUGCUGUAAGGCUGGUACCGAUAUGAGAAGACGGUGUGUGGUCUGUUACUGUCAAGACAGCGCGGUAUGUAAACCAAGUAUAAGGUGCUUUAUAAAUGUAUCACUGACUGUAUCGCUGACUACUGUAUCUAAGAAGAGUGCGAGAAACUUUAUUCUACUACGUUUAUUACCUGUGAGACAAACAAAUAACAAAGUCUAUAUUAUAUACAACAUACAGUACUGUCUU
This is a messenger RNA of Hyla sarda, 2661 nucleotides long. It is a transcript of the gene SSPN, whose product is annotated as sarcospan. The coding region runs from base 206 to 952 and encodes 248 amino acids. Gene Ontology annotation, cellular component: sarcolemma; dystrophin-associated glycoprotein complex. NCBI's taxonomy places the organism in Eukaryota, Metazoa, Chordata, Amphibia, Anura, Hylidae. The record is from RefSeq and is a predicted model, not a curated record. The transcript has 3 exons.